Messenger RNA from Ceratosolen solmsi marchali, 888 nucleotides. RefSeq names its product trypsin-6-like. Gene Ontology annotation, molecular function: serine-type endopeptidase activity. The record is from RefSeq and is a predicted model, not a curated record. Lineage: Eukaryota; Metazoa; Arthropoda; Insecta; Hymenoptera; Agaonidae. The coding region runs from base 52 to 888 and encodes 278 amino acids. Gene Ontology annotation, biological process: proteolysis. The transcript has 4 exons.
UUAUGUAUAUAUACUAAUAAGAACGAUUAAAAAAGGAAUUAAUCAUUCACCAUGAAGUUUGGCAUCAUAAUAAGUACCUCAGUUCUUUUGGUCCAAGCUGCCAUUGUGUUAUCAUGGGAUACUCAAAGACUUGCCGUUCCUGGCGAAUUUCCCUACAUAGUUGGAAUAAUGUGGAAACCAAACGAGAUAUCAAGCCUCUUUACUUCGUGUGCUGCCACCGUUCUUAACGAAUUUUGGUACUUAACUGCGGCACACUGUAUCGACUUUACACCAGAAAGUGGGCGCCUUGUUGUUAAAGCUGGUAGUCAUAAUAUUGGUACAACUUCUGAACAUGAUCAGAUAAUUGAAAUAGCAAGUGUUAAUACUCACGGAAAAUAUCCAGGGAGGGGGCCGGUUAUUGGAAAUCUAGCGCAUUACGAUAUAGGUUUAAUCAAAGGACAAACGGCUCUAGUAUUUAACGAUUUUGUAAAACCAAUUAAACUUCCAAAACCCAAGACUUUGAUUGGAGAUCAGAAAUUGGAAUAUAAUUUCAUAGCAAGCGGCUGGGGUUUAUUUCCUCAUGCUAUGAUGCCUGACCAACCAACUGCAAUGCGCACCAUACAUUUGCCGAAAGUGCGUAGUAGAGUUUGCCAAGACGCAAUAAGGAACCAUAUUCCUGGUUUCAUUUUCUCCGAUCACCAAAUGUGUACCAGACCUCUUGAUGGAACGAUUGGAGCCUGUAUUGCUAAUCAUGGAGGACCCCUUGUUCAAUAUAAUAAAGACAAUAAACCUAUAGUAAUUGGUGUUGUGAGCUGGAGUUCAUUACCCUGCACUACAAAUAAUUUGCCACCAGUUUAUGUACGAGUUUCUCAUUUCGUCAAUUGGAUAAAAAAGAAAAUGAAACCGUAA